AUGGCGAGUGGCUUGAGAAUCCUGGUCCCCGUCAAGCGGGUCAUUGACUACGCGAUCAAACCGCGAAUCAACAAGACACAAACCGGGGUGGAAACCGCUGGCGUCAAGCAUUCGCUGAACCCAUUCGACGAGCUCAGUGUCGAAGAAGCCGUCCGCCUGCGUGAGCGCAAAGGUCCUCUGAAAGUCGAGAAUAUCCUCGCGCUGUCGGCCGGCGGUGCCAAAUGCGCCGAUACGCUUCGGACAGCCAUGGCCAUGGGCGCUGACAAGGCGUUACAUGUCGAUGUCCCCGAGUCAGCGGACGGUGGACCGGAGCCAUUGACGAUCGCAAAGCUGCUCCAGAGCGUUGUGCAGAAGGAAAAUAUCAAUAUGGUGUUUCUCGGGAAGCAAGCCAUUGAUGGCGAUCAAGGACAGACAGGACAGAUGCUGGCAGGAUUGUUGGGUUGGUCGCAGGCGACCCAGGCCAGCAAAGUGGACAUCAAGGACGCAGAUGGCACGGUCGAGGUGACGCGGGAAGUCGAUGGUGGUGUGGAAACCCUAAAGGCGAAGCUGCCCAUAAUCAUCACGACUGAUCUGCGACUCAACGAGCCUCGCUAUGCCAGUCUACCAAACAUCAUGAAGGCAAAGAAGAAGCCUUUGGAGAAGAAGACAUUGGCCGACUUUGGCGUGGAGGACAAGCGACGACUCAAGACUGUCAAGGUUACUGAACCCCCAGCGAGACAAGGUGGUGGUAAGGUCGAGGAUGUUGAUGGACUCAUUUCGAAGCUCAAGGAACUCGGCGCUCUGUGA
Molecule: messenger RNA, 786 nt
Organism: Talaromyces proteolyticus
Lineage: Eukaryota; Fungi; Ascomycota; Eurotiomycetes; Eurotiales; Trichocomaceae
Product: putative electron transfer flavoprotein, beta subunit
Exons: 3
Coding region: 1-786 (261 amino acids)
Cellular component (GO): cytosol
Molecular function (GO): electron transfer activity
Source: RefSeq, a predicted model, not a curated record